AUGGAGAUAGGAAACUUGAAAUCAUUGGUGAAUCUAAGCUUGAGCACCAAUCACCUCAGUGGUUCAAUUCCGACAACACUGGGUGAUCUGACCAACCUUACCAGUCUCUAUCUCCAUACAAAUAAUCUUUCUGGCACUAUUCCGAUGGAGAUAGGAAACCUGAAAUCAUUGGUGGAUCUAGAGUUGAGCACCAAUCAACUCAGUGGUUCAAUUCCGACAACAUUGGGUGAUCUUACCAACCUUACCACUCUCUAUCUCCAUACAAAUAAUCUUUCUGGCCCUAUUCCUACGGAGAUAGGAAACUUGAAAUCAUUGGUGAAUCUAGCCUUGAGCACCAAUCAACUCAGUGGUUCAAUUCCGACAACACUGGGUGAUCUGACCAACCUUACCAGUCUCUAUCUCCAUACAAAUAAUCUUUUUGGCACUAUUCCUAUGGAGAUAGGAAACUUGAAAUCAUUGGUGGAUCUAGAGUUGAGCACCAAUCAACUCAGUGGUUUAAUUCCGACAACACUGGGGGAUCUGACCAACCUUACCACUCUCUAUCUCCAUACAAAUAAUCUUUCUGGCACUAUUCCUAUGGAGAUAGGAAACCUGAAAUCAUUGGUGAAUCUAGCCUUGAACACCAAUCAACUCAGUGGUUCAAUUCCGACAACAUUGGGUGAUCUGACCAACCUUACCACUCUCUAUCUCCAUACAAAUAAUCUUUCUGGCCCUAUUCCCAUGGAGAUAGGAAACCUGAAAUCAUUGGUGGAUCAACAGUUGAGCUCCAAUCAACUCAGUGGUUCAAUUCCGACAACACUGGGGGAUCUGACCAACCUUAUCACUCUCUAUCUUGAUACAAAUAAUCUUUCUGGCCCUAUUCCUAUGGAGAUAGGAAACCUGAAAUCAUUGGUGGAUCUAGUGUUGAGCACCAAUCAACUCAGUGGUUUAAUUCCGACAACACUGGGGGAUCUGACCAACCUUGCCACUCUCUAUCUCCAUACAAAUAAUCUUUCUGGCCCUAUUCCUACGGAGAUAGGAAACUUGAAAUCAUUGGUGGAUCUAGCCUUGAGCACCAAUCAACUCGGUGGUUCAAUUCCGACAACACUGGGGGAUCUGACCAACCUUGCCACUCUCUAUCUCCAUACAAAUAAUCUUUCUGGCCCUAUUCCUAUGGAGAUAGGAAACCUGAAAUCAUCGGUGGAUCUAGUGUUGAGCACCAAUCAACUCAGUGGUUUAAUUCCGACAACACUGGGGGAUCUGACCAACCUUGCCACUCUCUAUCUCCAUACAAAUAAUCUUUCUGGCCCUAUUCCUACGGAGUUAGGAAACUUGAAAUCAUUGGUGGAUCUAGCCUUUAGCACCAAUCAACUCAGUGGUUCAAUUCCGACAACACUGGGGGAUCUGACCAACCUUGCCACUCUCUAUCUCCAUACAAAUAAUCUUUCUGGCCCUAUUCCUAUGGAGAUAGGAAACCUGAAAUCAUUGGUGGAUCUAGUGUUGAGCACCAAUCAACUCAGUGGUUUAAUUCCGACAACAUUUGGGAAUUUGAACAACCUUACCAGUCUCUAUCUCAAUUCAAAUAAUCUUUCAGGAACUAUUCCUAUGGAGAUAGGAAACCUGAAAUCAUUGGUGAAACUAGUGUUGAGCGACAAUCAACUCAAUGGUUCAAUUCCAGCUUCAUUAUGUGACUUGCAUAACUUGAAUAUCUUACACCUCCGUGACAACCAACUUUCUGGCUUCAUCCCUCCAAAGCUGGGAAAUAUCCAGAAAUUGAUCGAAUUGGAAUUAGAUACAAAUCAAUUUUCCGGUUAUUUGCCACAGAACAUAUGCCGAGCUGGAUCGCUUAGAAAGUUUACAGCAUCCAUCAACCAUCUAACUGGCCCAAUCCCAAAAAGCUUAAAAAUCUGCACAAGCUUAUUCAGAGUGCGUCUUGACCAGAACCAGUUGAAAGGUAACAUAUCUGAAGACUUUGGCGUUUAUCCUAGUCUCAAUUUUAUAGAUUUGAGCAACAAUCAACUUUACGGUGAAAUCUCACCAAAUUGGGGAUUGUGCAAAAAUUUAACAUCGCUACGAAUUGCGGGAAAUAAACUUACUGGUUCUAUACCAGUUGAGAUUGCUACCGCAACCCAAAUUCAAGAGCUGAAUAUUUCAUCAAAUCGUUUGGUCGGGACGAUUCCGAAAGAGUUUGGGAGAUUGACUUCACUGGUGAAGCUGAUGAUGGAUGGCAAUCAACUUUCAGGUCGUGUCCCUUCAGAGUUUGAAUCAUUGGCUGAUCUAGAAUAUCUUGAUCUAUCAACAAACAAAUUCAAUGAUUCAAUUCCAAGCUUUGUAGGUGACUUUCUCAAGUUAAGUUACUUGAAUUUGAGCAACAACAAAUUCAGUCAAGCAAUUCCAAUUCAGUUGGGGAAGUUAAUUCAUCUGUCCAAACUAGAUUUGAGUUUUAACACACUUGAAGGUCAGAUACCAUCAGAUAUUAGCAACAUGCAGAGUCUGGAGAUACUGAAUAUAUCCCACAACAAUCUUUCUAGUUUCAUUCCAACCAGUUUUGAAGACAUGCGUGGGUUGUUGUAUGUAGACAUAUCCUACAAUGACUUGGAAGGUCCACUUCCCAACAACAAAGCAUUUCAAGCUGCUACUCAAGAAGCAUUACAAGGGAACAAGGGCUUGUGUGGCAACGCACGAUUUUUGCAACCCUGCAAUAAACAAAGCCCAACAAAGGACCAUAAACUCGUAUUUAUGAUAAUGUUCCCUAUUCUUGGAGCAUUUGGGCUUCUAGCCUUUAUAUUUGCAUUGGUAGCAAAAAGGAAAAAGAAGCAUCAGCAUGGAGAAAAAACCAACAUGAAUGAAGAAAUUUCUAUUUCUAUAUUGAAGUUUGAUGGAAAGACGAUGUUUGAGGAAAUCGUAAGGGCAACAGAAGAUUUUGAUCCCAUAUAUUGCAUAGGGCAGGGAGAACAGGGAAGUGUCUACAAAGCAACUUUGUCAUCCACUUACACGGUAGCCGUGAAGAAACUCCAUUUGCCAUGCGAUGAUGACAAGAAUCUUCAGAAGGCAUUCUUGAAUGAAAUUAGGGCACUAACUGAGAUGCGUCACCGAAAUAUUGUGAAGCUUUAUGGUUUCUGUUCACAUAGGCUACACUCAUUUUUGGUGUAUGAUUAUCUGGAAAAGGGUAGUUUGGCCACAAUGUUGAGCAAAGAUGAGGAAGCAAAAGAACUGGGGUGGAGUAAAAGGGUGAAUAUAGUUAAAGGUGUAGCUCAUGCCUUGUGUUACAUGCAUCACGAUUGUUUGCCACCGAUUGUGCAUCGGGACAUAUCGAGCAAGAAUAUUUUGCUGGAUGAUGAGUAUGAGUCCUGUGUGUCAGACUUUGGCACUGCUAAGUUCUUGAACCCAGACUCAGCUAAUUGGACUGCCCUUGCAGGCACAUAUGGAUAUAUUGCACCAGAGCUUGCUUAUACUAUGGAAGUGAAUGAGAAGUGCGAUGUUUAUAGCUUUGGAGUGGUGAUAUUGGAGACAGUUAUGGGAAGACAUCCGGGAGAUCUACUCUCAUCUCUAUCUUCGGGGGCGUGUUCAUCAUCGUCCACUGCAUUACCAGCCCAUCAAUUGCCAGUUGUGGAUGUUUUGGACCAACGCAUUUCCCCUCCUACACGUGAAGUUGCAAGAGAAGUUGUCUCUGUUUUGAAGGUAGCAUUUGCAUGCCUGAAUUCCAGUCCUCAAUCUCGUCCAUCAAUGAAGAAAGUUUCUCAACACCUCUAAACUCAAAGACUGCAUUUGUCGGAUCCAAUAGCUAUGAUAACAUGCGGUGAAUUGCUU
Messenger RNA from Rosa rugosa (rugosa rose), 3789 nucleotides. RefSeq names its product probable leucine-rich repeat receptor-like protein kinase At1g35710. Gene Ontology annotation, molecular function: ATP binding; protein binding; protein kinase activity. The transcript has 3 exons. The coding region runs from base 1 to 3732 and encodes 1243 amino acids. Gene Ontology annotation, biological process: protein phosphorylation. The record is from RefSeq and is a predicted model, not a curated record. NCBI's taxonomy places the organism in Eukaryota, Viridiplantae, Streptophyta, Magnoliopsida, Rosales, Rosaceae.